Messenger RNA from Ostrinia nubilalis (European corn borer), 1142 nucleotides. RefSeq names its product hexosaminidase D-like. The transcript is spliced from 9 exons. Gene Ontology annotation, biological process: carbohydrate metabolic process. Gene Ontology annotation, molecular function: hexosaminidase activity. The record is from RefSeq and is a predicted model, not a curated record. Lineage: Eukaryota; Metazoa; Arthropoda; Insecta; Lepidoptera; Crambidae. The coding region runs from base 123 to 1142 and encodes 339 amino acids.
UCAGUAAACAAACAUUUUUUUUCGCCGAAAAUUACAAAAUAGAUUAUCUAAAACGUAUAAUUGAUGCUUCAAAGCCAAUUGUGAAAGGGCUUUCAUAAUUUAUAGUGUAAAUUUCAUUACAAAUGGCCGGCAAUAUGCAAAGGGUUGUGCAUUUGGAUCUCAAAGGAGCUCCACCCAAGAUUGACUUCUUAGAAAAGGUAUUGCUAAUCAUAAAGUCAUGCGGUGGUACCGGGGUGUUGAUUGAAUGGGAAGACACAUUCCCCUAUGAGGGUGAGCUGGCAGAUAUUGGCAGUCACGGGAAUAGUGGAGGAGACGGAGUCUAUAAACCGGAAGAAGUGCAGCACAUAUUUAAUUUCAUCAAAGCAAAUGGUUUAUUACCUAUUCAACUGAUCCAAACCUUCAGCCACCUGGAGUUUGUGCUCAAACACCCCAAGUUUGCGAAGCUGCGGGAACUCCACGAGUCCCCAGCCUGCCUGUGUCCGUGCAAGCCGGAUUCCCUGCCGUUGGUGACCGCUAUGGUUGAACAGGCCUUGAACGCUCAGCCGGACGCGGAAUAUGUACACAUUGGGGCCGAUGAGAUAUGGCAUCUCGGAGUGUGCCCAGACUGCCAGAGCAGGAUAGCAGGCGACGUCGACGGAACCGCUGUCCUAUACCUGGACCACAUCCUAGCAGUGGCCAACUAUGUACGGAGCAUACGACCGAAUAUCACUAUAUUAAUGUGGGAUGACAUGUUGCGAGGGAUCAAGACGGAUAUUCUGUUGAGGUACGACCUAGGCAGCAAGGUCCAGCCAGUGAUCUGGGACUACAGCCCCAAGGAAGUGUUUCACAUCGGCGCUCCCCGCUGGAAUGUCUACAGCCAGUUGUUCCCGAGGGUGUGGGCCGCGUCGGCCUUCAAAGGCGCCAGUGGGGCUAACCAGAUAUUGGCCUCCACGUACCGCUAUGUGAGCAACAACGAAGCUUGGCUCAACGAGAUCAAACACAACGCUCCGGGCACCGUGUUCGCUGGCAUCAUACUCACUGGCUGGUCUAGGUAUGACCACUAUGCCACGCUAUGCGAACUGCUGCCGGUAGCAAUGCCGAGUCUGGUCAGUUGCCUCAGUUUGCUGACCAAACCUGAAGAUGUGCCUAUUGAAAUACACUAG